AUGACUGCUGUGCCAGAGUUUCAGAUUCGUCAGGCCCCUGUUCUGGUGGCAGCUGGUGGCUAUGUGGCCCAGGCGUGGGGCACCAUUCCCAAGCUCACAGCAAAAUCCAACUGCCGCUACGAAAUUGAGUGGAUCACUGAGUAUGCGUGCCACAGAGAUUAUCUGGAAAGUAAAACCUGCUCUCUGAGCAGCGAACAGCAUGACAUCACCAUUGACCUCCAGCCACUCCGACAGGAUGGAGCUCUGUCCUCCUCUUACUACGCUUCAGAUGGAAAGGAAUAUAUGUUUUAUUUGAAUGUCUGUGGAGAAGUUGAAGUACCGUUCUGUAGUAAGAAAGAAGCCGCCAUUUGCCAAGUAAAGAAGAAUGAACCCUCUCAAAUCAAAGUAGCAGGAAAAUACCAGAAUCAAACCCUCCGGUACUCCGACGGAGACCUCACCUUGAUCUAUUCUGGAGGGGACGAAUGCAGCUCUGGGUUCCAGCGGAUGAGCGUCAUAAACUUCGAGUGCAAUAAGACGGCAGGUAAUGAUGGGAAAGGAGCUCCUGUAUUCAGUGGGGAGGUAGAUUGCACCUACUUCUUCACGUGGGACACGAAGUACGCCUGUGUGAAGGAGAAGGAGGAUCUCCUCUGCAGUGUGGCCGACGGGAAGAAGCGGUACGACCUGUCUGCGCUGGCUCGGCACUCAGAACCGGAACAGAAUUGGGAAGCUGUGGAUGGCAGUCAGAGGGAAACAGAAAAGAAGCACUUCUUCAUUAAUAUCUGCCACAAAGUGCUUCAGGAAGGCCAGGCCAGAGGCUGUCCUGAAGAUGCGGCCGUGUGCUCUGUUGAUAAGAGUGGAUUUAAAAGUCUAGGCAAGUUUAUUUCUUCUCCCACAAAAGAGAGAGGGAACCUUCAGCUCUCGUAUUCAGAUGGUAGUGACUGUGGCCACAGGAAAAUAACAACUAACAUAACACUCAUCUGCAAGCCAGGUGAUCUGGAAAGCGCUCCGGUGUUGAGAACCUCUGAGGAUAAUGGCUGCUUCUAUGAGUUCGAGUGGCAUACGGCCGCAGCCUGCGUGCUGUCGAAGACGGAGGGCGAGAACUGCACGGUCUUUGACUCCCAGGCAGGGUUUUCUUUUGAUUUGUCACCUCUCACAAAGAAAAAUGGUGCAUAUAAAAUUGAGACAGACAAGUAUGACUUUUACAUAAAUGUUUGUGGUGCGGUGUCUGUGAGUUCUUGUCAGCCGGACUCCGGAGCCUGUCAAGUAGCAAAAAGUGGUAAUAAGGCUUGGAACUUGGGACUGAGUAACGCUAAACUGUCAUAUUAUGAUGGGAUGAUCCAGUUGAACUAUAAAGAUGGCAUGCCCUAUAAUAAUGGAAAGCAUACACCGAGAGCUACACUGAUCACCUUCCUCUGUGACCGAGAGGCUGGAGUCGGUCUCCCUGAAUAUCAGGAGGAAGAUAACUCUACCUACAACUUCCGGUGGUACACCAGUUACGCCUGCCCGGAGGAGCCCCUGGAGUGUGUGGUGACCGACCCCUCCACGCUGGAGCAGUACGAUCUCUCCAGUCUAGCAAAAUCUGAAGGUGGUCGUGGAGGAAACUGGUACGCCAUGGACAAUGCGGGCAAGCACAGCACAUGGAGGAAAUACUACAUAAACGUGUGUCGACCUCUGAACCCAGUGCCAGGCUGUGAUCGAUACGCGUCGGUGUGCCAGAUGAAAUACAACAAUGAUCAGGGCUCCUUUUCUGAGGUAGUGUCCAUCAGUAACUUGGGGGUCGCAAAGACAGGCCCUACGGUGGAGGACAGCGGCAGCCUCCUCAUAGAGUAUGUGAAUGGCUCCGCGUGCACCACCAGCGAUGGGAGGCUGACCACCUACACCACGAGGAUCCAUCUCGUCUGUUCCAGGGGCAGCCUGAAUACCCACCCCAUAUUUUCCCUCAGUUGGGAGUGUGUGGUCAGUUUCCUGUGGAAUACAGAGGCCGCCUGUCCUAUCCAAAUAAUGACGGACACAGACCAGGCCUGUUCCAUAAGGGACCCAAACAGUGGCUUUGUGUUUGAUCUUAACCCGCUGAACAGUUCCCAAGGAUACGUGGUUUCAGGAAUUGGGAAGACUUUUGUGGAUAUUGGCCGAGUCACAGGACCUCCAAUACUCAACCCCAUAGCUAAUGAAGUUUACUUGAAUUUUGAAAGUAGUACUCCUUGCUUAGCGGACAAGCAUUUCAACUACACCUCACUGAUCGCAUUUCACUGUAGGAGAGGUGUGAGCAUGGGAGCUCCCAUGCUGCUGAGGACCAGUGACUGCGACUUUGUGUUUGGGUGGGAGACCCCACUGGUCUGUCCAGACGAAGUGAAGGUGGACGGCUGCUCCCUGACGGACGAGCAGCUGCAUUACAGCUUUAACCUGUCCAGCCUUUCCAAAAGCACUUUCAAGGUGACUCGAGACUCACGCACCUACAGUGUAGGGGUAUGCACCGCGGCGGCAGGCCUGGAUGAAGGAGGCUGUAAGGACGGCGGUGUCUGCCUGCUUUCCAGGAACAAGGGGGCAUCUUUUGGGCGGCUGGCAUCGAUGAGACUGGAUUACAGGCACCAGGAUGAAGCUGUCAUUUUAAGUUAUGCCAACGGAGAUAAUUGUCCUCCAGAAACUGAGGAGGGUGACCCCUGUGUGUUCCCCUUCAUAUUCAAUGGGAAGAGCUACGAGGAGUGUGUUCUGGAGGGCAGGGCGAGGCUCUGGUGCUCCACCACGGCCAACUACGACAGAGACCGCGAGUGGGGCUUCUGCAGACACUCAAACAGCCACCGGAUGUCUGCAAUUAUCUUCAAGUGCGACGAGGAGGCUGAUAUCGGGAGGCCACAGGUCUUCAGUGAAGUUCGUGGCUGUGAGGUGACAUUUGAGUGGAAAACAAAAGUUGUCUGCCCUCCAAAGAAGAUGGAGUGCAAAUUCAUCCAGAAGCACAAAACCUACGACUUACGGCUGUUGUCUUCACUCACCGGGUCUUGGUUCUUUGUCCAUGAAGGAGACUCGUACUAUAUAAAUCUCUGCCAGAAAAUAUAUAAAGGGCCUCUCGACUGCUCUGACAGAGCCAGCAUUUGCAAAAAGAGUGCAUCUGGUGUCGUCCAGGUCUUGGGGCUUGUUCACACACAGAGGCUGGACGUCUUAGAUGACAAAGUCAUCGUAACUUAUUCAAAAGGUUAUCAGUGUGGGGAGAAUAAGACGGCAUCUGCCGUCAUAGAGUUGACCUGUGCGAAGACCGUGGGCAGACCUUCAUUCAUGAGGUUCGACAUCGACAGCUGCACGUACUACUUCAGCUGGGACUCCCGGGCUGCUUGUGCUGUGAAGCCGCAGGAGGUGCAGAUGGUGAACGGCACCAUCACCAACCCUAUAAACGGCAAGAGCUUCAGCCUCGGAGAUAUUUAUUUUAAGCUGUUCAGUGCCUCUGGGGACAUGAGAACAAAUGGGGACAAGUACCUGUAUGAAAUCCAGCUUUCCUCCAUCACAAGCUCCAGAAAUCCGGCAUGCUCGGGGGCCAACAUAUGCCAGGUUAAACCAAACGACCAACACUUCAGUAGGAAAGUUGGAACUUCUGACAAAACCAAAUACUACGUUCAAGAUGGUGAUCUAGAUGUGGUGUUUGCCUCAUCCUCUAAGUGUGGAAAAGAUAAGACGAAGUCUGUGUCUUCCACCAUCUUCUUCCACUGCGACCCUUUGGUGAAGGACGGGAUCCCCGAGUUCAGCCACGAGACUGCUGACUGCCAGUACCUGUUCUCCUGGUACACCUCUGCCGUGUGUCCUCUGGGGGUGGGCCUCGACGGUGACAGCGCGGGCGAGGACACGCCGGAGCACAGGGGGCUGUCGGAGCGAAGCCAGGCCGUUGGGGCGGUCCUCAGCCUGCUGCUGGUGGCGCUCACUGGCUGUCUGCUGACCCUGCUGCUCUACAAGAAGGAACGGAGGGAGAUCGUGCUGAGCAGGCUGACCAGCUGCUGCAGGAGAAGUGCGAACGUGUCCUACAAAUACUCGAAGGUGAACAAGGAGGAGGAGGCAGAUGAGAACGAAACGGAGUGGUUGAUGGAAGAGAUCCAGGUGCCGACCCCAAGGCCCGGGAAGGAAGGACAGGAAAACGGCCACGUUACCACGAAGUCCGUGAAGGCCGAAGCCCUCACCUCCCUGCACGGGGAUGAGCAGGACAGUGAGGAUGAGGUCCUGACCAUCCCGGAGGUGAAGGUGCACUUGGGCAGAGGGACUGGGGCCGCGAGCAUGCCGCAUGGGCACACCCCACAGAGGAGGGGGCUUCGGGAGAGCGCGGACGGCGCCGGGGUGCUGCUGCGAGGGGACCUGGUCCGCAGAGGGAAGUCCAGGCCUGCGCCGCCCAAGACCGUGAGCUCCGGCGGCCUGGCGGCCUUCCACGACGACAGUGACGAGGACCUCUUACACAUCUAGUCCCCUGGUGCCUCCAGGAGACGCAGGUCCGGUGUCACCAGGCACCUCCAACCAAAUAAGACUUCAGCUCGAGGAUGCUUCUAUCAUUUUUGCCUUUAACAAAAACUGUUUCAAAAGGGAAGAGUUUUUGUGAUGGGGGAGAGGGUGAGGAGGUCAGGUUUACGGUCCUCGGAACGAGGCUCUGUUCCUGUCGCAGGGGGAGGAGCCGGGGCCCUGGGUUUUGUCCCCAGCCCUCACUUAGAAGCGUGGCAGCCGUGCGCCUCACACUGUGCGCCUGGGCCAGACGCAUCUUGGAACCGAGGGCUGUGUAUUUGAGAAAAACCCUUGCUGCUUUAGGCCCUGUAGGGUUUUGACCAUUAUAUUUUAGCAUUUAAUUCUCUCCUCCUCUAUUUAUUGACUUUGACAAUUACUCAGGUUUGCGAAAAAGGAAAAAAACAAAAACAAAAACAAAAAACACAAAAAACGCCACAAACAGCCCCACGGUCUUUUUCCUGACGGCAGGGUAACAUAGUGUUCAUCCCCUGUCCGGAGGAGGAGCUGUGGGUGUGCUAGGAAGGUUCCAUAUGAGAUUUUGAACUGGUCAAUAAUGUAUCCUCUAAGUUAGAAUGCUCCAUUCUGUCCUUCCUUUUUGCUUCCUGUUUCUGAAGGGAACACGCACGUGCAGGGGUCCCCGAGUGCCUAGGCUUGGGACGGUUCGCCUGUUCUCUGCCUUUAGUCGGUAACGGCUGCAGCUUUUUGCAUGACAUCCUCAAUCCUAGGUGCACAGAGCACAUGUAUCAGUAUUUCUUUCGCCGGCUGGUGAAUUCAAACAACCCACCCAAAGAUCGAUUAUUUUUGUGUGUGUGUGAGGAUGGAGUUGAGAUGUCAGAGAAAAUAACUUUUUCCCAGAUUUGGGAUAUAGGUCUCACCUCUUCAGGUUCUCAUGAUACCACCUUUACUGUGCUUAUUUUUUUAAGAAAAAAAAAAAAGUGUUUAUCAACCAUUCGACCUAUAAGAAGCCUUAAUUUGCACAGUGCGUGACUUAACAGAAAUUGCAUGAAAGCCGACGGGCCAGCACUUCGCCCUCGCGUUGCACUUGGGAUUCCUGUGCUGGGGGUGCUGGCUCCACCUCUCAGUGCUGCAGGACGGGAGGGCAGGACGCUGUCCUGCCCUGGCUGUUGGCACCUUUCUUGAAGUGUUUUUCUCGAAUUAUAGAAUUGUAUAUAGACUCAGUGGUAUUCAUGUACUGAAAAGCAAGCUGCCCUUGGUUUGUACUCGGUUUGGCUGGCUAAUUUGAUUUCAACAUGAGUGUAUUUUUUAAAAUUGAUUUCUUUUCUCAUUUUUUUUCAAUCAAAUUUACUGUAAUAUAAAGUAUUCAACAAUUUCAAUAAAAGAUAAAUUAUUA
Molecule: messenger RNA, 5800 nt
Organism: Leptonychotes weddellii (Weddell seal)
Lineage: Eukaryota; Metazoa; Chordata; Mammalia; Carnivora; Phocidae
Source: RefSeq, a predicted model, not a curated record